AUGGCAGAGUACCAGACUGAUCAAAAUUAUGUUCAGUCUCAACACCCAUUACCACUUCUGACACCUGCCAACACUUGGUGCACUAGGAACAUUCAUAACCACUCCAUAUACCCUUCUCCAGUCCCGACACUUACACCCUCCUCCAGUCCCGACACACCCACCUCCAGUCCCGACACUUACGCCCUCCUUCAGUCCCGACACUUACGCCCUCCUUCAGUCCCGACACUUACGUCCUCCUUCAGUCCCAACACUUACACCCUCCUCCAGUCCCAACACUUACACCCUCCUCCAGUCCCGACACUUAUACCCACCUCCAGUCCCGACACUUAUACCCACCUCCAGUCCCGACACUUAUACCCACCUCCAGUCCCGACACUUACACCCUCCUCCAGUCCCAACACACCCACCUCCAGUCCCGACACUUACGCCCUCCUUCAGUCCCGACACUUACGCCCUCCUUCAGUCCCGACACUUACGCCCUCCUUCAGUCCCGACACUUACGCCCUCCUUCAGUCCCGACACUUACGUCCUCCUUCAGUCCCAACACUUACACCCUCCUCCAGUCCCAACACUUACACCCUCCUCCAGUCCCGACACUUAUACCCACCUCCAGUCCCGACACUUAUACCCACCUCCAGUCCCGACACUUAUACCCACCUCCAGUCCCGACACUUACACCCACUUCCAGUCCCGACACACCCACCUCCGUUCCAGACACUUACACUCACUUCCAGUCCCGGCACACCCACCUCCAGUCCUGACACUUACACCCUUCUCUAG
Molecule: messenger RNA, 780 nt
Organism: Procambarus clarkii (red swamp crayfish)
Lineage: Eukaryota; Metazoa; Arthropoda; Malacostraca; Decapoda; Cambaridae
Source: RefSeq, a predicted model, not a curated record